AUGAUUAAAGCUUUAUUUGCUGCUGAAUUCUUGGUCAAAGGAUGUGUAAUUACUGCAUCUUAUCCACAAACAGGUGAUUCGGGAUUUCAUGAGUUGGCAUCCUACAUGAUCCCUGAUGGAGUCCACAAAAUCAAAUAGGAUAAAUUCUUUUUUAGGAUUGGCAAUGUUCGAUUCGUUUCUGGAUAGGUGCAGACAUAUCAUUUUGAUUAUCAAUGGAAACCAUUAUUGCAGAGUUCAAAUCAAACACUCAGUUAUUCGGAUGAUAAUGUGCUCAAAAUUAGAGGAGAGAAAGAAUCUGAAUGGUUGGACAUCAAUUUGUCUAAUGCUCAAAUCCAUGUUAUUUCUCAUGACUUCGUGUCGAUUACCUUGAAUCCCGAUCUGAUAUACGGCAUCAAAGGGAAAUUUACUUAGGAUUAUUAUCUAGCUUGUCUCAGAAAUAAGAAGGAUGCCACCAUUAAAAGAGGCUCUUUGAUUAGAUCCAUUGCUGUCUGUUCAUCCGAUCUACUUUUCUUAGGAAUUUGCGAUUAAAAGAUUCAGAAAUGCUUGGAAUAGUAUUUCGACUAAGUUGGUCUUGAUCAUUGGGUGAAUGAUGCUGACAGUAAUCCAUAAGCUAUUGAAAAAAUACUGCAGAAGGGAUUCAAUGACCUCUCAGGAGAUUUGCCGUAUUACAAGUUUUCCCAUUCCCUUUUGGAUUACUCUUCCAAAGAAUUAGGCAAUUUGUAUCCUAAAAGAGCAGAUGGACUAACAAUCAAUGCCUCAUUGCUGGAAUUAUUUGAAAAGUUCAAUAUGAAGGUUCGAAUUCUCUAUAGGGCUCUUCUAUAAUAGAAGAGAAUCAUCUUCCUUUGUCAUGAAUGCAGCAACCAAGAAAAAUAGAUUGGAGAUAAUAUGUACUCUAAUGUCUGCAACCUUGUUUUGAGCUUAUGCUUCCUUGUCUCCCCUUUGAAUAUCAUUCAGAACAUUCAGGGUUACAAGUCCUUACUCGAUAAAGGAUGGGAGUAAUAGAAUUCUUGGAUCUCCAUAGUUUCGAAUCCAAUUUUUGAAUAUCGCAGAGAAUGGUGGGAUAUCUUAUGCGAUGUCAAUGCUGGAAAGAUAAUCGAAUCCAAAACUGAACAAUCAUUGUUUAUUAACAAUGAAAACGAUAUAGAUUUCUUUUAAAAUCUAAUAAAUCUCAUCCAAGUCUCCCACAUUAAUGAAUUAUAAGUUAGGUCCAUACUCUAGAAGUACACCUCCUCAAUCAUUGGAAAUUUAGUAAAUAAUUACAUUAACAUGUAGCCUCAAACCCUACAAUUCAAGGGGUAUAGGAGAAUGAAAAUUAAGGAGUUAUUUAAUGAAUAACAAUAUGCAUAAUUGCUUAAUAUCUUAGCAAUGAUGAAAUUAUAAAAAAGUAUGGAAGACAUUGAGUUAUUGCAAAUGUAUGAGACCCUUCUGGAUUGUCUAAAGACAGAACAUUAAUUUAAAGAAUUUUUUAAAUUGUUUACUGAAUCCAAUUAUGAUUUGAAUACAUUAGGAAUAGGAACCAUGUGUUCGGAUAUUGUGGUCCAAGAAAAAUGCAGAGACUUUUUAAAAUUAUUGGAGAAGUGGGAUAAACAACUAAUGAAGAAAAUUAACUUAUUCUUUGUAAUUUGA
Molecule: messenger RNA, 1626 nt
Organism: Paramecium tetraurelia
Lineage: Eukaryota; Ciliophora; Oligohymenophorea; Peniculida; Parameciidae
Exons: 4
Biological process (GO): actin cortical patch localization
Cellular component (GO): plasma membrane
Source: RefSeq, a predicted model, not a curated record